Molecule: messenger RNA, 1626 nt
Organism: Microdochium trichocladiopsis
Lineage: Eukaryota; Fungi; Ascomycota; Sordariomycetes; Xylariales; Microdochiaceae
Product: amino acid permease/ SLC12A domain-containing protein
Exons: 2
Coding region: 1-1626 (541 amino acids)
Biological process (GO): amino acid transmembrane transport
Cellular component (GO): membrane
Molecular function (GO): amino acid transmembrane transporter activity
Source: RefSeq, a predicted model, not a curated record
AUGAAGGGUCACGAUGGUCAAGUGCACUACGGCACCACGGGGAUCGCGUCCACCUCCGCCGUAGACCACGAGGGCGACUUUGUGACGAGGAACGAGGAGGAAGACCUCCGCCGGGGCCUUCACCAGAGGCAUAUCAGUCUUAUUGCCCUCGCAGGCGCCAUUGGCACCGGUCUGUUUCUUGGUCUCGGCUCCUCGAUUCAAACGGCAGGCCCAUUGGGAGCCCUUCUUGCGUAUGCCACUAUCGGGCUCGUGGUUUGUGCCGUCCAGUUCGCCCUUGGUGAGGUGACAGCCCUCCUGCCCGUGACGGGCUCCUUUGUGCGCCAUGCCGAAUUCCUCGUCGACCCGGCGCUGGGCUUCGCUAUCGGCUACAAUAUCGUGUAUGGAAACUGGCUCUCCAUCCCUGCCGAGAUCAGCGCCAUCUGCGUGCUCUUCCAGUACUGGACCGACGUCAACUCGGCUGUGUGGAUUGUCCUGGUCAUGAUUCUCACUUUCGCCGUGGGUAUCGCCUUCAUCCGCGUCUAUGGAGAGGUCGAGUUCUGGUUCGCCAUCAUCAAGAUCCUCCUCAUUAUCUUCCUCAUCAUCCUCGGCCUCGUCAUCAACCUAGGGGGCAUCCCCGGCGUGCCGCGACUUGGCUUCUACUACUGGCAGGUGCCUGGGCCUUUCGUCCCGUUCAUCGCCGAGGGCAGCUGGGGAUACUUCCUCGGGUACUGGGCCGUCAUGUCCCGCGCCGUCUUCUCCUUCGCUGGCACCGAAUCCGUUGCCAUGGCGGCUGCCGAAACCCGCAACCCACGCCAGGUCAUUCCACGUGCCUGCAAGCGCGUCUUUUUCCGUGUGUCCCUCUUCUACAUCCUUGCCGUGCUCGUCGUCGGCAUGCUCGUCGCCAGCGACGAUGAGCGCCUCGACGAUCAGAGCGGAACUGCCGCACAGUCGCCCUUCGUGAUUGCCGCCAGCGCCGCGGGCAUCGCCGCGAUCCCGUCCGUUGUCAAUGCCGUCGUCAUAACCUCGGCCUGGUCAUCGUCCAACCAGGCCCUCCUCGCAGGCACGCGCGUGCUCUACGGCCUCGCGCUCAAGAAGCAGGCACCACAGAUAUUCCUGCGCACCACCUCGUGGGGCGUCCCCUACGUCUGCGUCAUGCUCCAGACAGCAUUCAUGUCCCUCGCCUUCCUCAGCCUGUCCAACGAGGCCCUGACCGUCUUUUACUGGUUCGUCUCGCUGACCGCGUGCGGCGUGCUCAUCUCUUGGAUCACGAUCCUCGUCAACCACUGGCGUCUGCUGCUCGCCAUGAAGAAGCAAGGCAUCCCCGCGAGCAGCCUGCCCUGGCACAACUCGUGGACCGCCUACACGACCCCAGCCGCGCUCGUCAUGUGCGUGCUCAUCCUCUUCACCACGGGCUUCCCCGUCUUCGUCCCGGGCGGCUGGGACGCCAACAGCUUCGUCUCGUCCUACCUCGACAUCCCGCUCGUCCUGGUGGCCUUUGGGCUGUGGAAGUUCUUCAAGAAGACCAAGUUGGUCGACCUCGCGACCGUCCCGAUCCGCGAGGCACUGGAGGAGAUCGAGCGCAACCCGGAACCCAUGGAGCCGCCCAAGAAGGGCUGGGAAAAGGUCGCUGGGUUUCUGUGGGAUUAA